AUGCUUUUUCAAUCUCUCGUUCCAUUUGUGGCCAUCGCCCUUGCGCUCGUAGCCAACAGCGCCCCCGCCAUCGAUCCCAUAUUCGCCCGUGGCAAUGCAUUGGGAUACUCCCACAUCUUCGAUGCGCGGACCCCCUCUAGUACCCGUCCUGGCCUCGCGGAUAUCUAUCGACGGAGGCAAUCGAAUGCUCAAAAGCAGAGGAAACAAGCAGCGAGACUUCGGAACGCGGCCAAUGCGGCAAAUACUCAGAAGCUUAAACCUAUCGGGGCUACAUCCCCUCCGACAGAGACUCAUCAUGUAUCGCUAACAGAAGCGAAGCUAGCUCCUCAUCCUGACGGUGUUCCAGGAGAGCCUCACAAACCUGAGGCUGGCGCAAAGGCAGUUCCCAAUCCUGCCGCCCCUCACCCCGACCCUGUGAAAGAAGCCGAGGAGAAGAAGAAGGAGGAGGAGAACAAGCAUAAUCCCAAUAUUCCCACUCCCGGCGAACCUCACACAGAAGUCAAGGCUGGGGAGGUUCCUCGUCCCAGCACCCCAGCACCUCCUGAACAACCUGCUCCACCCAAAACAAAGGAGGAGGAAGAGAAGGAGGCAAAGGAGAAAGCGGACAGAGAAGCUAAAGAGAAGGCGGCGAAUGAGCAUCCAACGGAACCUGCUGCUGAUGCAGCCCCAAAGCCUGGAAAAACGGAUGCACUGAUCUCGGGGCUCAAUGCUGUCACAGCUUUAGCAAACACUGCUAAUACUUUCGGGAGUGCAUUACAUCCUGGUGGUGCGUCCACUGGUAUGGGUGGGGAAGACGCACCCGGAGGCAAUAGUAUGGGCGGCAUGGGAGGUAUGGGCGGCAUGGGUGGUAUGGGUGGUAUGAAAUGA
Molecule: messenger RNA, 867 nt
Organism: Lentinula edodes (shiitake mushroom)
Lineage: Eukaryota; Fungi; Basidiomycota; Agaricomycetes; Agaricales; Omphalotaceae
Exons: 1
Coding region: 1-867 (288 amino acids)
Source: RefSeq, a predicted model, not a curated record